GUCGCGCAGUGAAUUUUUUUCUGGUAAUUUUUCUCUGCUCCUUCUAAUAUACGCCACGUAAAUCCACCACGAAUAAAUACCAACAACAACUCUAUCAUCUCUUCAACUACUACAACAACAACAACAACAAUAACUACAACAGCGCGCCUACAAGAACAGCAAGCACACACUAAGAGAAAACCCCAUAGGAAUUAAGAGAGAGAAAGAGAGCACAUUGUGUGUGUGUGUGCACACAUAUGUAGAAAGAGCAACAACUAUUUUAGUACAACACAAGACGAGCAAUAAAAAAAGAAGAAGUUGAAGAGAGGCAGCAGGAAAUAUAACAACAACAACAACAACAUCAUCUACAGCAGCAGCAGGCCAGCUGAGAGCGCUGAGCGCCAAAACAAGAAACAAAAAAAAAAGAAAGAAACAGAAAAACGAAAAAGUUGAGGAAGAGAUCGAAGUUCUUACCUCCAACUCACCUCAUCAUCCUUUUUCCCCACACAAAAACCAACCAAAACUCACCUUCGAUCGAGGGUGUAACUUUUGUUGAUUCGAAAAGCACACACUCGCAACUCUCAGGAUAUGUACGGCAACAAUAAUCCGGGUAGUAACAAUAAUAACGGUGGUUAUCCCCCAUAUGGCUACAACAACAAGUCGAGCGGUGGGCGUGGAUUUGGCAUGUCCCAUUCUCUGCCAUCUGGAAUGGAUACAGAAUUUUCAUUUCCAAGUUCCUCGUCGCGUCGCGGUUACAAUGAUUUCCCCGGCUGCGGCGGUAGCGGUGGAAAUGGCGGUAGUGCCAACAAUCUUGGAGGCGGCAACAUGUGCCACCUACCGCCAAUGGCCAGCAACAAUUCGCUAAACAAUCUGUGCGGUUUGUCGCUGGGCAGCGGCGGUAGCGAUGAUCUCAUGAACGAUCCCAGGGCCAGUAACACCAACCUGAUUGUCAACUACUUGCCCCAGGACAUGACCGAUCGUGAGCUCUACGCCCUAUUCAGAGCCAUUGGACCCAUCAACACGUGCAGAAUCAUGAGAGACUAUAAGACUGGCUACAGUUUUGGUUAUGCUUUCGUGGACUUCACAUCGGAAAUGGACUCGCAGCGUGCGAUCAAAGUACUGAAUGGCAUCACAGUGCGCAACAAGCGUCUCAAGGUUUCCUAUGCUCGUCCCGGCGGGGAAUCAAUCAAGGACACCAAUCUGUAUGUGACCAAUCUGCCGCGCACCAUAACCGACGAUCAGCUGGACACGAUCUUCGGCAAGUACGGUUCCAUUGUGCAGAAGAACAUUUUGCGUGACAAGCUCACAGGUCGUCCCCGUGGUGUGGCCUUUGUUCGGUACAACAAGCGUGAGGAGGCCCAGGAGGCCAUAUCGGCAUUGAACAACGUAAUACCCGAGGGCGGAUCACAGCCACUGUCCGUUCGGUUGGCCGAGGAGCAUGGCAAGGCCAAGGCGGCGCAUUUUAUGUCACAGAUGGGCGUGGCAGCGCCAAAUGUCCCACCGCCGCCGCCACCACCGCCGCCGCACAUGGCCGCCGGAUUCAACAAUAUGGUGCACAGAGACGGAGCUAUGGAAAAAUUACGCUCAUUAUUCGAUGCUAUAUGCGAUGCUAUCUUUGGUCUCGAUAGCGACAACUUUGCCGAUUUGCUUGACGGACUGUACCGCAGGAAGUACCAUUAUCCUUACUUAUAAUUGACACCGCAACAGCAGCAGCAACUCCUACAACAUCAGCAACAGGCGUUGGGCUUUACCGGCAGCACCAGCAAUAGCAUUACCAACGGUAACGCCAAUGGUAAUGAGAACAACAUGCUGCUCUACCACCAACAUUACCAUCAACAACAACAACAACAACAGCGCCUGGGCAAUGUUGCUGCUCACAGUAUGAGUCCCAAUGGAAGUAAUAACAACAUCAACAUCCAUAACAACAAUACGAACACCAAUAGCAUUAACUUUAAUACGAUACGCCAGAAUGGAGUUGCUGCCCUUCACUAUCUGCAGGAGCAGUUGCAACUGCAACAGCCGCAGGAACAACAAUCACAGCAACAGCAGUCGCUGACAAUGCCAUCGCCGCCGCCAUUUCAACAACAACAAUCACGACAAGCGCACCUUAAUGGCAGCAGCGGCAGUCUUAACAAUCAAUUGCUGGCCAUUGGCAACAGCAAUAGCUUCAAUAAUAAUAAUUCCAAUCACUCCAAUAGUUUUAGCAGCAAUUACAACAACCCUAGUGCUUUCACCAACAACGGUGCAAGCAGCAGUAACUUCACCAACAACCACACGAGCGGUGGGAACUUCGGCAACAACCCAGCAAGCAGUGGAAGUUUCACCAACAACCCUGGAAACAGUGGAAGUUUCACCAACAAUCCUGGAAACAGUGGAAGUUUCACCAACAACCCAGCAGGCAGUGGAAGUUUCACCAACAAUGCGUCAGGCAGCGGCAGCAACUUCACCAACAACCUUUCUGGCAGCAGCCAUUUCAGCAACAGCAGCAGCAGCAACUUUACCAACAAUGCAGCUGGCAGCAUGAAUUUCAACAACAAGAACAACAACAACACUGAUGGCUGCAACAAUCACACCAACAAUCACCAUAGUUCGCCGCAGCACGACUUUGGUUUUACCAUGUCGACCACUGAGCAAGAACUGCAUCAGCAAACCCUCAAGUUGCAGCAGCUGCAUCUUAACAACAGCUUCAGCAACACCUCAGCAGCAGCUGCAUCUGCAACAUCACCAGCAGCAGCAGCAGCAACUUCCACUUCAACAACGGCAACGGCAUCGGCAUCAUCCUCCACGAACCCCACAAACGUAGGAUUCUUAUGGCGUACAUAACCAGAGAGUUGAGAAGCGAAUGAUGAGAGAAGGCAAUCUUCAGAUUAGAAAUAAUAUAUAACACUUUAUAUAUAUAUAACUAUGAAUACCUUAUAUUGAUCAUCGUAGUAUCAGCAUCCAUCGAAACCAUAUACAGAAACCCAAAUUUUAUGUUCUCAAACCCCAAGAAUUAAUUUACUUUAUAUAUAUAUAAUUUUUUUUUGUAUGUUCCUCACUCUUAACCCUUAUGUUGUAGUUGGUUUUUUUGUGCUUUUUUUUGAGAGGAAUCUUUUUUUUCUUUUUGUAACUAGCUCUAAGGCAAGACACGUAUAUGUAUACAAAUCAUAAAUAAUUAUAUAUACACACAUAUAUAGUACAUAUAUAUAUAUAUAUAUGUAGAAUGUGAAAACGAGAAAGAAGGAGGUCUUUUUUUUGCUUAAACUUAGAGAGAAGAAAACCCUAUGAGAAACACAUUUUUUUUGUCACAUAUUUAUAACGUAUAAUCAUAAAGAAAAAUACAACAAAAUAUAUUAUAUAAAAAAGAACACACACACGCAAACACACAUUAUAUAUCUAUAGCUAUAUAGCAUAUUUGUAGAAGAGGACAUAAGCUCUGAUUGUUUUUUUUUUUUCUCUGUGUCUGAAACUGAUUUUUUUGGCGCGAACUAUGCCGCAACAACGUACACGGGCAACGUAACGUGUAUGUUUAUAGCUGAAGUUAAUCCACAUCUAUAUAUAUAUAUAUGAAUACAUAUUAUUUUUUUUCAUAAUUUAUAAUCCCAUUUUUUUGUCUAUAUUAUAUACGUAACGAAAUGGCUAAACUGGCUAAAGGCUGGGCAUGCUCAAGUUUUCAGGCUGUUUAUCGAUAAACUUAAACAAAAACUUAGCUAGAACUAUGCUUGAGUAGAGGAGAAGGAGUAGGAGAACGAGAGACCCAGACAAAAUUACAAUACAAAAACCCAAUUUUUUUCAUAGCUAUAAUGAAUAUAUAUGUUUUUUUUUUUUGACUAAGUAUAAAUACUUUUUUUGAAAUCCAUUUUUUUAUUAGUUUAUUUUACGAAAGAACUUGAGCAUGUGGCAGCGAGAAAACGAAA
Messenger RNA from Drosophila eugracilis, 3875 nucleotides. Its product is annotated as rho GTPase-activating protein gacU. Gene Ontology annotation, molecular function: RNA binding. Gene Ontology annotation, cellular component: spliceosomal complex. The record is from RefSeq and is a predicted model, not a curated record. The transcript is spliced from 9 exons. Lineage: Eukaryota; Metazoa; Arthropoda; Insecta; Diptera; Drosophilidae. Gene Ontology annotation, biological process: sex determination; positive regulation of mRNA splicing, via spliceosome; alternative mRNA splicing, via spliceosome.